Messenger RNA from Salvelinus sp. IW2-2015, 441 nucleotides. The record is from RefSeq and is a predicted model, not a curated record. NCBI's taxonomy places the organism in Eukaryota, Metazoa, Chordata, Actinopteri, Salmoniformes, Salmonidae.
UGUCCAUCAUCUGCUGUAUCUUCAUGUUUUUCCUGUUUCUCUCAGAGCUGAAGGGAUUCAUAGCCACUGAAAUUGUUAAUGAGCUCUAUGUGGAUGACCCUGAUAAGAACAGUGGUGGGAAGAUUGAUGUGAGUUUGAACAUCAGUUUGCCAAACUUACACUGUGAUUUGGUGGGUCUUGAUAUCCAGGACGAGAUGGGUCGUCAUGAGGUGGGGCACAUAGACAACUCCAUGAAGGUCCCUCUCAACCACGGAUAUGGCUGUCGCUUCGAGGGAGAGUUCACUAUUAACCAGGUACCAGGCAACUUCCACGUGUCGACCCACAGCGCCACAGCCCAGCCCCAGAGCCCUGACAUGACACACCUCGUACACAAACUGGUCUUUGGGGAGAAACUACUGGUCAGUACAGUUCUAUAGACACCCUCUCUAUCUGAAACUACAG